Messenger RNA from Clunio marinus, 3084 nucleotides. The record is from the annotation of a GenBank genome assembly. NCBI's taxonomy places the organism in Eukaryota, Metazoa, Arthropoda, Insecta, Diptera, Chironomidae.
GAAUUCAAAGAUUAGAUAAACAAAAAAAUAUUCUGAAUUUCCUUUAUAAACUAAAAGAUAAAUGGCUUUAAUUUUAUCUUCUUACAUUAAUAAAUAAGUUUAAAGAACAUUCAAAUCGUGACAUUGUCAGUUCCUGUAAGUUAGAUCAUAUUUCCUUCUAGACAGCAUUAAACAUUUGUUGAAAUGAAUACUCCAGACGAUUCAUGUGAUACUCUAAUUGAAGAAGUAGAAAUUGUUGAUUCGCGGGAAAAUCGACAAAAUGUAAACCUUGGAAUUGAGCACAACAAUAUUGUUACAAAAAAUCAAGAUCAAAGAUCAACAGGAGCUAUUCCAAAAUACUCCACUCAAAGUGCCUUAUUGAAACCAAAAUUUGAUUAUAUUCCUCGAAAUUAUCACUCGGUUGUUAAUAUGAUUAAACAAGGAUAUUAUGUUUGUGUGAUUAUGCGAGGUUUGCCUGGAUCGGGAAAGUCUUUUCUAGCUCAUCGAAUUAUCGAGGAUACAAUUGGUCUUGAAAAUGAUCCAGAUAACCAUAUUAUAUCAGCUGAUAAAUAUUUUAUCAAAAGGAACGGAUUUUAUAAAUUCGAACCAGAAAAACUUCCAGAAGCUCAUCAAUUUACUCAAACUUUAUUCACACAGUCAGCAGCAAAUGGACUCAGUCCGAUUAUAGUUGACAACACAAACGUCUGUUAUUGGGAGAUGUAUUAUUACAUGCAAGUUGCUGUCCAAUAUGGUUACCAUAUCGAAAUCAUGGAACCCAACACGCCUUGGAAGUUUUUCGAAGGGAAACUAGCUACCAAAAACCAACAUUCAGUGUCAUAUGAGAAACUAAAGAAAAUGAAAUCAAAUUAUCAAAAUGGCUUAAGUGUCAAUCAACUGUUAAAAUCAAUAAAUCUCGAGCCAGUAAAACAUCCAAAAAUGAGAAAAAAAUUAGCACAAGAGAAAGAAGAAACAAAUUUUUCUGAUCUGAUAACUUUCGAUGAUGAAGCUCCAAAGACUGUCAGUGAAGAAGAGAAAACAUCAAAGGAACAAGAAAGUGAAGAAUUUAAAGAGAUUUCACAAGAAAAGGUUUCAAUUCCUUCAACAACUGAACUUGAAGAGAGUUUCUUAAACAGUUUAAAUGUAAAACCCAAAGAAAAUCUUCAACCUGAAGUUACAAAUUCAUCCCAAAAGCAACAGCAGAAACAGAAUAAGAAUAAACAAGCAGCAGACAUGAAACUCGCACCUCACAAAAGCAAUUGUCCGAAUGAAAAUGCAAGUUUCGCACAAAUUCGUGAACUUUAUCCAAAUGUCAAUGAUUCUUAUCUAUGGGAUUUCUUCGAACGUUGUAAUGGCGAUGCUGACUGGUGCGUUAAUCUUCUAUGUGAUGAAAACUUAACAAAUGAAAUGAAGAGUGGAAAUGAAUUAACUUGCACAUGUUUCACCAUAAAAGAUACUGGAAAUGGAGGGAAAAAAGUGAAAUCAAAUGGUGUUGAAAAGACAAAUGAAAGUAAGAAAGCAAGCAAACAAAUUGAUUUAUCUCAUUGGCUGGAAACAAAGGAAAUGAUUGAGAAAAGUAUCACGAUUGGGAGUGAACAUUACCCUGAUCAUGUCAAUGAAGUAAAAAGCUGGAAAAAAGGACCACAAGAAUCGCUGGGACCACCAAUAAUUAAUGAAUUUCUUCCACCAGAAGAAACCAAAACAAUUUCUCUCCCAAAUUCGCCUGUCGAUAGUGAAGAACUUUACGCACUUCCAAUUGCUGAAAAUUUAAUUUUCGAGCUUGAUGAGCGAUUCGGCGGUGGAAUGUUGAAAAGUAUUAUAAAACCGAAUCACAAAUUUCCACCAAAAAUCUUCAUCACACAAUCAACUGCACAUAAAUUAUAUCUUGAAGUCAUGGAAGCAUUUUAUAGUCAAGAAGCAGAAGAAAAACUGCAAACAUUGAAAGACGAUGAAGAACUUGCAAAGAAACUUCAUGAACAGGAAGAAUCAAAACAAAAUAAAUCAGCGAAACGAAAUGGAAAUUCAAAAACUCUUACCAUUGAAAAUUUCAAAGAAUUUGAAACAAAUUCGCAAUCGAGUCAGUGGAAAAAGCCGGGAAAAGGAAAAGAAGAGUCGGAUGAUGACAUUGCGUUAAGAAUAAGUAAAGAAAAGUUGAUAGAAAUUUUUCCCGAGUUAAACAAGAACGAUUUGAUGGAGAUUUUUGCCGGUACCAACUACAAUUUCAACGACACUGUUGAUAUGAUUCAAGAUUCACUUGGAUGCAAAAAAGAAGAACGAGAACAAAUUGCAGCUUCGCAAAAGAAAAUCUUCAACGCACCAUGGAAAGAAGAAUCAAAGGAAAAUGAUGAAGUUUUGUAUCCGGAUGUUGAAUUUAGUGCAUACACAAGUGAACAUCUCAAGAAGAUCGAAGAACUUCGCCAAGAAGUUAAAGAGUGCAUGGAAGAGCAAAAACUUUUACUUGAGAAAGCAAAAAGUGCACAUUUGAAUAAAAACUUUGAUCUCGCUAUUUAUUUGUCAAACAUGGCAUUGCUUCAAAAACAAAAAGCUGAAGAAGCCAAACAUACAGUGGCAAACAUGAUUGCUGGGAUUCAUGAGAAAACCCAAUCGUCGAACACAACAGUUGAUUUACAUUUCAUGAAUUUAGUGGAAGCUGUCAUCGUUCUCGACACAUUUCUCGAUAAAAACAUUUCACGAUUGCGUGCCAUAAAAAAGCCAUACGAAGAUUUGUUCAUCAUAACUGGUCGUGGUAAUCAUUCACACAACGGAGUCGCUAACAUCAAAAAUAAAACCAAAACCCGAUUAAGAGAAAGAUCAUUAACUUCAACUGAAGCAAAUCCCGGUCUCUUGAAAGUGAAAAUAUUCCGAAAUUCUAAAUUGUCAGCUGAAAUUUAAGCAUUGAAGACGAGAAGCAUCAAAUGACAACUUCAAAGACAUUUGAAUUUAUUUUUUUCUUUUAUUUGUUGACUUUAAUUAUGUAGAUGAUAAGAUUUGGUUUGUGGGAUACCUUGAAAGAUAUUUCAUAAUAUCUGAGUAGUUGUUAAUAGAAGAUUAAAUAAAGAAAAUAUAUUUUUCUUUCCUACACUCAUAAAACGAUAAAUGAAUCAAUGC